Molecule: messenger RNA, 242 nt
Organism: Euleptes europaea (tarantolino)
Lineage: Eukaryota; Metazoa; Chordata; Lepidosauria; Squamata; Sphaerodactylidae
Product: putative 60S ribosomal protein L39-like 5
Exons: 1
Coding region: 53-208 (51 amino acids)
Biological process (GO): translation
Cellular component (GO): cytosolic large ribosomal subunit; ribosome
Molecular function (GO): structural constituent of ribosome
Source: RefSeq, a predicted model, not a curated record
CCUUUCUCUCUUCCUCUGUGACAUUGUGGUGACUGGUGGGCAAGUCUUCGCCAUGUCCUCCCACAAGACAUUCAAGAUCAAGCAGUUUCUUGCUAAGAAGCAGAAACAGAACCGGUCCAUACCGCAAUGGAUCUGUAUGAAAACUGGCAAUAAGAUCAGAUACAACUCCAAAGGGAGGCACUGGAGAAGGACCAAGCUUGAUCUGUAAAGAGAAGUGGCUCAAACCCUUGUGACAUGUCUUG